Amoebophrya sp. A25 is the source of this 5333-nucleotide messenger RNA. The record is from the annotation of a GenBank genome assembly. NCBI's taxonomy places the organism in Eukaryota, Dinophyceae, Syndiniales, Amoebophryaceae.
UUGGGCAUCUGCUGCAUGUCGAACAAAGCCGCUUCUGGUCCGAUGACGAAUAUCCUCCGACGUCUCGGACGGUCCUUCGAUGUCGUCGUCUUUCCGGAAGAGGUGAUACUGAAAGAGGGAGUGGAGAGGUGGCCAGUUUGCGAGUGUCUCAUCUCCUUCGACUCCAUGGGCUUCCCAUUAGAUUGAGGCUCCAAAACUAUAGAUUGAGAUCAUUCCCAUUAGAAUUGAAUAGAUUAAGGGCAAGUUUCUUCUGUUUCCUUCUAGGGAAUCUGAAAAAAUGAAUUGACGAAGUGAAUUGUUUCAGCUCUAAUUAGCAAAGGCCGUAGAAUACGUCAAACUACGACGACCUGUGGAGAUAAACUCGUUGCAGCAGCAGUCGUUACUGAGGGAUCGCAGAUUGGUGUACGAGAAAUUGAGGCAAUAUAAUAUCCCGACACCAAAUUACGUCUACGUUGAAGACCAUCAUGAUAGUGAAAGGUACUGAGUCUACAUUCAAAUUACGUCUAGGUGGAAGACCAUCAUGAUAGUGACAGGCAUUCUUAUCUACAAUGCUCUUGUACUUAAUGUUUAUCACAAUCUUGUAGCGAUAGAUUUGAUUUUUUUGACAAAGGUCGUUGGAGAUGCGUGAUCUAGAGGGGACAACAUCAGGUAACAUGGUAAAAGAUCUGCGUCUACGUAUCCGUCAUUGACAUUACAAAACAAACUCAAAGGUUCCACGAAACUGACGAUUACAUCGUAUGGGAUGGGCAGAAAAUCUACAAACCCUUCGUAGAAAAGCCUCUAGACGGUGACGACCAUAAUAUCUACGUCUACUAUCCUAUGAGCAGUGGGGGAGGGAUUAAGAGGCUGUUCCGUAAAGUGCACAACAAGUCCAGCGAGUAUGAUCCGGCGACGCACGCUGUUCGUAGGAAUAUGCCUUACAUCUACGAACCUUUUAUUUCGACAGGAGGAACGGAUAUUAAGGUGUUUGCAUUAAAAUUGGUGUGAUAGAUAUGUGAAGAGUUUACUCCACUUCUUGUUACCCAGAAGAUACUAUGCCAAUGUCCUCUACUACCAUUUCCACGAAAACGAAGGAAAGCUUCACGACCUUCAACAAAGGACUACCACAGCCACAAGUACGAUCGAACACAAAUUUGAAAGAGCCAACAUCUUCAGUUGUUCCAACUAACGCUUUCGCAAUUACUAAGAAGUACAUCACUACCUACUACAGGUCUACACAGUAGGUCUGAACUACUCCCAUGGUGAGGCUCGAAAAGCUCCUACUGUUGAUGGGGCAGUCCAGCGAAGCAAGGACGGCAAGGAGGUCCGCUAUCCCAUUAUCCUCAGUCAGAUCGAAAAGCAAAUCGCGCAAACAAUCGUAGAAGCUUUUGGUUAUGAUGAAUGACUCGCGGAAAAAGUGUCGUGUAGAUAACUAGAAGUCUUGUAGAAGUUUGGUUCAGGCUAGCAGUCGUCUGGUAGUAAGCAUAUUUGUAGAUUAAGUUGUCACUCAUGAAGCGACUUCCCCUAUGACAUCUAGUCGAAGAUGCUUGUUCUUCCUCCUUUCAUAUCGGACAAGCAGUCUGCGGCUUCGAUAUUUUGCGAACGAAAGGUUUUUUUCCUGUAGUGUGCGACGUUAACGGUUGGUCAUUCGUAAAGGGAAACAGCAAAUACUACGAGGAUUGCAGUCUACAGCUAAAGAGGUUCUUCUACGAAAGACUGAAGUCGGGACCCUCAGGCGAGAAGUGGGCCAUGCUCACGCUGGAGGAUGAUGCGCUGCAACUUGUUGAGUACUUUUAGCUUUACAUUUGGUCUCUGGUAUUGAGUUGCGCGAGGGGCUUUUGCUCGUCUAUGUAGUGCGUGGCGGCGUGGUGGGCUUUAGUUUGAUAUCGUAGCCGGCCUGCCGCGCUGCUCCUCGACAAAGGGCCCAGCGGCAUACCAAACCGCCGGGCAUUUUUCACAGGGGUGCCCAAUGCGCUGUCAUUUCUCGACCUGUAUCCCGGGGGCGAUCAGGAUGAUCGGCGUGCUUGGCCAAGGGGGGCAAUAGGCGCCCGGCUGGUUACGCUUCGGCCCGGGCUCUAUAGAGCUAAAGGGUGGCGCUGCGUCUUCGGCAACGGGCUCGCCGACCGCAGCAGAUGCAGGACAGGGCCCGCGGCGCCAGACGAAUAGGCGACCACUGAAACAGAGCAAGGCGCGCGGAAGUCGUCGGGCUUCCAGGUUUAUGUGCAUGGGAUCACAGAGAAGCGCAGGAGCGCCCAGGCCUUGCCGCAUGGUGUUGCGCAGGAAAGGCGUAGCUUUUCACUUGCGUGCCCGUCCCCGUGCUCCGCGCCGCGUCCUUGGCUGGCGCUUGUGUCGGGGUGGGUUUCGAGGCACCGCAAGCGGAGCACGAAGCACCGCAACAAGCUCCCCAACUGUUUCGACAAGUACCCAACGCAGCAAGCACAUAAAUGCCGCCCAAAACAGCGCCCGCAGUCUCUUCGCGGUCCGCGUCUUUAUUUAUGCGCAACACGGAGAGGCUUGCGGAUGACGGCAAACAAAGGAGGAGGGGAACCCACGGAGGCCAAGAGGUGAAAGGCGGAGGGAAUGCACUCGGGCGGGGGGCUCUACCAAGCCGCAGCGUGGGCAUAUAAGAGGGCGGCGUGAGGUCAGUGGGCUGGCUGCGCUUGCGUGGUGUGGUAACAAACUGAACCAGGGGGCAACUUGGAAAGAGAGGCCUGGAAACCUCUCCGCAAAGUUUGCAGGCUCUUGCGUGCAGUGCUGGCCCUCGCGCACUUCUUGCGCGCUUCCAAGCAAGACCGCAGCGAAGCGUAUGCGGUGCCCGUCUCCAAUAAGCAGCUUCGCCUCGUAGGGUGUCGCUGUAGCUUGGCGGGGGCCGGUAGGGCUCGCCUCUCUCUUCUUCUUUGAAAGGGCGCAGCAUACCUAGCAGGGGCCCGCGCUUUGCGCACUUCAUCAGCGUAGCGGCCGGGCUUUCGCGGGGGGUGGCUAUAUCUCUGCUCGUCGGGCAAUUCAUUGGCAGGGGGCCCGCGUGGUGGCUCCCAAACCGCUGAGGGCCUGUGGGUCUUGCCCUUACAAAAAACAGAAGCCCUGGCCGCGCCAGAUAUGACCGAGCGACAGGAGAUGGACCGACGCCGAAGACUUCGGCUGGCGCAGUGCCCAGGGCUUCGGCGCGCGAGUUGGAGUGCCGCAGCUUCAGGGCUACCCAGCCAGGCGUGUGCGUGGGGUUUUUCAAAGGUUGGGCAUGCUGUUGCGGCUCUCCUUGGUCUUGGUUGUUUGCCUUGGUCGCGCUUCGGCUGAUCGAGCAGAAUCUCUCGCACAGCCGUCAGACUGCCGCGGAUCUCUCUCCCUGUGUGCGUGUUUGUUAAGCAGGGCCGUUGCUGGUUGGCCCCGUAAGUAUCUCCUUGGGGUGGGCCGCGGCGGUCUUCUUCGGUUGGGUGGCUACUCAGGUGAGCCCAAACAGCACCACGGGGCGGGUCGCCUCAGUAGAUGUGCGUGGCGACGCGUCUGGGCCUUCUACUUUCUUUGCUUUCAUUCUUCUGUUUCUCAUGGAUUUCUUUCAAGUCAUGAGGCAGCUGAGGCCGGAUGUCUCGUGCCCAGCGCAGCUCGGUCUCUUGUAUGUAGAAGUCGCCGGUUUGAGUCACUCGGGCCUUCAAUUGUAUAACCCGUCCCCUACCUCUCAGCCGCGACGUAGUGCAGCAGACUUUUGCUGAUCUCCCGGAGGAGGGCGCAGUUGCUACCCAAUCGAGUGGUGAGGAGUUGCGUUCAGUUUUGAUCAUCAUGAGGCAUGGAGACCGUAAACCAAAGGAAAAACUCAAGUUCCGAACACAUCAUCCCGUAUUCCUGCAGUAUGUAUACAACGGAUUGACUGCUGGUGAAAAGGAUAGAGAAUCCGGGACGACACAGGAGGCGGGCGCGGAAAAAAGUAUGGUGGACGUCGGUUUCUUAAAUCCUUCUAAAAUUUAACCUUUGUCUUUUACUUUUUUUACUUCGUGCCUCUACUAGCUAGGGCACAACGUAAAUGGUGCUUUCAUUGUUCUAAUUUUCGCGCAGUAGCAGCGGGGGAUGACACCAAUCAAGGUGGUGGAGACAAGCCUGCGACAGGCACUGGAACUGCAAUAGCUGUAAGUCCCACUUCUGCAGCUGGUGCCAGUGGUUUCGAUAAUACCUCUACUACGUCAGCCUCCCCGCCUGGCUCUUCUGCCUCUGCGCUAAAGACUGUAGCAGAGAUUAUGGGUGUAGGGAAUGCAUCUCCAGAGCCAUCUCGAAAAACAGGGUGAGAGGAAAAAGGCACCCCGAUGGCCCCCGAGAUGAAUUUCCUAUACCUCUAAAGAGAGCAGAGCGAAAGUCGAUGAUGCUUUGAACGUUUCCAGCCCUAUGAAGCCAGGAGUCAACAGUGCAGCCCUGCAGUUCACCAAUGACACGGGGCCAUCAGUUGGUCUCAUGGCAAGACGGCCUUUAGUAGAGCCAGGGUCUGGCGCAAGCUCUGCUAGCAACAGCAAAAGCAAGCCUGGGAUUCGAAGUCCGGAGAAUACCCUAGAUCUCGACCGCAUCGUGCAUCGUCCAGUUAAGGAUUGUAAGUUGACCUCUUCUCCAAUGGGGAAUCGGGACGGCAGCUUGAGCCUCGAGAACGACACUGGAUACGAUGACUCGGAUUUGAUAGCUAGGGGACGCGAUAACGAUGACAGUAGGGAGAUUUCGGAAGGAAAAAGGACUAGUGUCGUGGAUCUUGCUUGUGGGGCAGGAGCUACGGUCAGUGCAGGGGCCGUUGCUAUGGUCUAAGAAACAUCAACUUGAUUUUUGAUGAGAGUUAUUUUACUACGAAUGCUCACGGAGAAGGAUUUUACUAGACUAACUCAUAGUACUUCUGGGGAACCACUUAUAUAUAAGUACUUAUUAUCUUGAACUUGAUGAUGUUGAAAGUUAUAGCUAUUUCUCUUUUCGUCUCCCGUUUCAUACUCCUCGCAGCCUCUACGACUGUUACGGACCCUCGUAGAGGUUCUACGUCAAUACCUGGCAUCGUCGAAGCGGGUCGAGUCACGCCAGGUACCUCAGGUGCAACGCCAGCUGAUGAGCGCAGUGAAAGCGGCUGGAGGCCUUAUCUCGCCAAGGAAGAUACCAGAGAAAUCUGCAUCAAAAGUGUAGAGGACUUGAAACAGCUCCUAGGAGAAGUAGAGGGUAUCAUUCAGGAAUUGAACGACUCGCUGACGCAUUUGGGUGGCGGCCCAUUGUCUGGAACGCACCCUGUGCAGAGGGAGAAGACGAAUAUGGAGCUUCUGCGUGAAAUUCUCUGCUUGCACGACAAGUUCACAGGUCUGAACAGAAAAGUGCAGUUAUGGUUAUAUUGGAGAAAAUUCAACUAA